Messenger RNA from Ostrea edulis (European flat oyster), 4619 nucleotides. RefSeq lists its product as uncharacterized. Gene Ontology annotation, molecular function: peroxidase activity; heme binding. The coding region runs from base 1 to 4332 and encodes 1443 amino acids. The transcript is spliced from 22 exons. The record is from RefSeq and is a predicted model, not a curated record. Gene Ontology annotation, biological process: response to oxidative stress. NCBI's taxonomy places the organism in Eukaryota, Metazoa, Mollusca, Bivalvia, Ostreida, Ostreidae.
AUGUUUUCUUUCAGUCUGUUGAUACUUCUGUUCUUGGAGGCUGGAGCCAAUGAAAGACCAGCGAAGGACGCGGACAGUUCGUCAGAACGAGGCGAUGGGCGGUCUCAAAGUCCUCCGUAUAAACCAAUCCAGAAACGCGUGAUCAGUGGUCCUACUGAUAGAAUAUCGUCAUUGCGGCUGCCAAAUCCGAAUCAGAAUGACUUGCUGACCAGACCUGCCACACAUAGCUGCAACUGUCCUUACCAUAGACCAAUCUAUCGAAAAUUUCGUAAUCGCCAUCGCCAUGGACGCUCUGUCGAAGAGUCAAUGGAGGAUAGUGAAUCAUAUAGGACCAUUCGGAGUGACCACCCUGGAAACACUCAUGGUCGGGGGGAGGAAGCCCCAUCUGGAUCCAGAUCGAAAGCUAAUGAGUGUGAAUUCCGGGACACGAUCACUUGUGAUAAGUUCAGUAAAUAUAGAACAAUCAACGGCAGCUGUAACAAUUUGGCGAAUCCGUACUGGGGAAUGGCAGAGACCCCUCUAGUCCGCUUUGCCUGCUUUGCUUAUGACGAUGGAUUUGGUCUGCCGAGGCGAAGAGGAAGAUUUGGUCGCCUACCGGAACCAAGGGAGAUAAGACUUGUGAUACACGAGAGAAGUCGGCAGCGCCACGAACUGAAACGAUUCACUCAUUUCCUGAUGGCAUUUGGGCAAAUGUUAAGUCACGACAUCUUAGAAAACGUUGUAUCUGAAACACCUGACGGAGACGACCUUGACUGUUGUGGAAUCCAUAGAGGAGACCCCAAUUGCAUCAUGCCGCUGAAAAUAAGAAGAAACGACCCAUUUUUCAGUCAGUUUGGGAAAACCUGUCUGAACUUUUCCCGAUCGGAACCCUCGCCUGAUUUAAAUUGUAACUUCGAGGUCCGCCAAACCAUCACCGAAUAUACGCAGUACAUUGAUGGCUCUUCGUUCUAUGGGUCAGACAUGGAAUCUUAUCCUGGGCUGCGCGAAUUCAGCGGAGGGCGCUUGCGAACACAAAAUCAUCCUAACGGAGAAGGAGAUCUUAUGCCAGCAGCAGACGAACCGGAAGAUGGAUGCCGUGAAAGCAAUACAGCGUAUAAGUGCUUUCUUUCCGGUGAUGGUAGAGUGAACCAACAGGCAGCAUUAACUGGGCAACACACCAUAUGGCUCAGGGAACAUAACAGAAUUGCUAGAAAACUGGAAACGUUAUAUGGCAGUACCUGGAACGACGAAAAAAUAUUCCAAGAAGCUAGACGAAUUGUCGGUGCCAUGUUUCAACACAUAACUUACAGCGAGUAUCUACCUGUAAUCUUGGGCAACAAAAUCAUGAGACUGUUUAACCUGAAACCGAAAAGCAGUGGUAAAUUUUUCAAAAAAUACAACCCCUGCGUGAAUCCCAAUAUGCGCCAUGGAUUCAUGGCUGCUGCUUUCAGGUUUGGACACAGCAUGAUCAAUGAUAACCUUGGGUUUCAAUCAUCCAACGGGAACUACAUUCGUCGUCGAUUUAGGGAACUUUUCAAUAAGCCCGAUCCUAUGUACAAACCUGAAGGGGUAGAGCAAGUGAUGCGAGGACUUUAUAUCGAGCGUUGUCAGAGCGUGGAUAGGUUCAAAUCAGUGGAAGUUACCAAUCACCUCUUUGAGAGAGACGCGGGUACCGGGGGGGACCUCAUAGCUACCAACAUCAACCGAGGACGAGACCACGGUUUGCCCCCUUACAUGGAGUUCCGAAAAAUGUGCGGACUUUCAACGACUAGAAGAUUUUCUGGACUGAGAGAUCAUAGCCGCAAAACUAGGCGACUUCUCCGUUACAUCUACGCUCAUGUAUUUGACAUGGAUUUAUUCACCGCUGGGGUAACAGAAGAACCUCUGGAGGGGGCUCUAGUGGGCCCCACUUUUGCAUGCCUAAUUGGACUGCAGUUCAAGGCGCUGAAGUUUGGAGACAGAUUCUAUUAUGAGAACAAUCAACCUAUCACAGGAUUCACUCUACCACAGCUGGAUGAAAUCAAGAAAACCACACUGGCGCAGGUCAUUUGUAGAAACACCAACAUUGGGAAGAUUCCGGAAGACGUCUUCAGACAUGGUUUGCCGGAGGUGUACUGUUCAAGCAUGCACCAUGACAUCGACUUGUCAUUUCUACUGAGUCCUCUGCUCUUGGAGGCUAGAGCCGACAAAAGACUAGAACUAAACGACGGAUAUGCUGCAGACAACACACAACUGUUAACAAAGAGAGGAGAAAGACGAUCUCAAAGCGAAUCGCAACAGUAUGGCCUACUAUAUAAGCGUCUGUUGAUGGACAGUCCUUCAUAUAAACUAAUCCAGAGACGUGUGAUCAAUCGUCCAGGAAACAGAGGACCAUCAUCCCGGCUACCGAAUCCACAACAGAAUAAAUUACUAACCAGACCUGCCACACAUAGCUGCAGGUAUCCCUUCAGUAAUCCACUCUACAGAAAAAUUCACUACCGCCAUCGUCGCUCUGUGGAGGAGUCACUGGAAGAACCAUACAGCAAUAGUACAAUUCAGACCGCCCGUACUGUACAUACGGGUCCCAAGCAGGUGACCAAGAGACAGAGGAAGACGAGACAAUCCAGACCCAGGCCCAAAUGCGAAUAUAAAGAGAAGAUCACGUGCUAUGAGAGCAGUAAAUAUAGAACAAUUGACGGCAGCUGUAACAAUUUGGCUAAUCCGUACUGGGGAAAGUCGGGGACUCCUCUGAUCCGAUUUGUCUGCUCAGCCUAUGACGAUGGACAUGGUCUGCCAAGACGAAGUGGAGUAUUUGGUCGCCUACCGGAACCAAGGGAGAUAAGACUUGAGAUACACGAGAGGAGUCGGCGACGCAACGAACUGAAACAAUUCACUCAUUUCCUGAUGGCAUUUGGGCAACUAUUAGACCACGACAUCUUGGGAAACAUUUUGUCGAAGACACCUGAUGGACAUGAACUUGACUGUUGCGGAGUUCAUAGAGGAAACCCUAAUUGCAUCAUGCCGCUGAAAAUAAGAAAAGACGACCCAUUCUUCGGCCACUUUGGGAAAACCUGCUUGAACUUCGCCCGAUCGCAACUCUCUCCUGACUUAAAUUGUAAUUUCAAGGUUCGACAAACCAUUACUGAAAGUACACAUUACAUCGACGGGUCUCCUUUCUAUGGAUCAGAUCUCAAAUCUCAUCAUGGGUUGCGAGAGUUCGUUGGGGGGCGUCUGCGAACACAAAAUCAUCCUAGCGGAGAAGGGGAUUUGAUGCCAGCAGCAGACGAAGCGGAAGAUGGAUGCCGUGAAACCAAUUCAGCGUACAAGUGCUUUCUUUCCGGCGAUGUUAGAGCGAACGAACAGCCUUCACUUACAGGUCAGCACACUAUAUGGCUCAGGGAGCAUAACAGAAUUGCUAGAAAGCUGGAAAGAUUAUUUGGCAGAACUUGGAACGACGAAAAAAUAUUCCAAGAAGCUAGACGAAUUGUCGGUGCCAUAUUUCAACAUAUAACCUAUAACGAGUACCUACCUGUAAUCCUGGGCAAGAAAAUCAUGAAACUGUUUCACCUGAGGCCUAAAAGGAAGGGUAAUUUUUUCAAAAAUUACAAGCCUUUUGUGAAUCCCAAUAACCGCCAAAGCUUCAUGACGGCUGCGUUUCGAUUUGGACAUAGCACGAUCAAUGAUCAUAUCGGGUUCAUGUCUGCCAGUGGGGAAUACAAUCGACGUCGACUUAGGCAACUGUUCCUCAAGCCCGACCCUAUGUACCAACCUGAAGGGGUAGAACAAGUGAUGCGAGGACUUUACAUUGAACAUUGUCAGACUGUGGAUAGGUUGAAAUCAGCGGAAAUUACUGAUCACCUCUUUGAGAUAGGUAGAGGGACUGGGAGCGAUCUCAUAGCUAUCAACAUCAACCGAGCACGAGACCACGGCUUACCCCCUUACAUGGAGUUAAGAGAAAUGUGCGGACUUUCCAAGACUAACAAAUUUUCUGGAUUGCUAGACCAUAGCCCUCAAACUAGGCGAUUUCUCCGUCAAGUUUACGAUCAUGUUUAUGACGUAGAUCUGUUCACCGGCGGCGUGUUAGAGGAAACCCUGGAUGGGGCUGUCGUAGGCCCAACCUUUGCAUGCAUAAUUGGGCUGCAGUUCAAGGCGCUGAAGUUUGGAGACAGAUUUUAUUAUGAGAAUCAUCAGCCUAGGACGGGGUUCACUUUAGCACAGCUGGAUGAAAUCAAGAAAACCACAUUGGCUCAGGUCAUUUGUAGAAACACAAACAUUGGGAAGAUCCAGAAGGACGUCUUCAGAUAUGGUUUACCGGAAGUGGACUGCUCAUAUAUAGAUGACGACAUUGACUUUUCUUGGUGGAAAGAAUCUUAACCAGCAUCAACGACAAGUUUUAAGUACACCAGAAAUCCAAGCGACGCCAUUACUUUUACCAUCUCACUUGGGAAGACGAAUGUACUUCGGACUUUUUCCUUUCUUUUGUUUUACUUAUCUUUAUAUACGCCAAGAUGAUUAGUGAGCCUAUAUGUAUAUUUUGAGCUUACAAACCUUAUCAUUAAAGGUGCGACUCCCCUGCAUUUUUUAAGAGAAGACUUUCAUGUAUAAAUCUACUCAUACACAACUAUAAAUCGUGUAUCUUUGAUUAACAAAUAAAAUGUUGA